This is a messenger RNA of Megalopta genalis, 3743 nucleotides long. The record is from RefSeq and is a predicted model, not a curated record. NCBI's taxonomy places the organism in Eukaryota, Metazoa, Arthropoda, Insecta, Hymenoptera, Halictidae.
CACCAACGAAACAUACUCUACGAGAGCUCUGGGACGACUGAAACCGAUACCCUAAAUAGCCAAGAGAUAAGCCUACGUGUUUAUGCAUAUAAAUACAAUCAGUUAGAGUCAUUCGCGUAGCGCGGCGCGGAAAGAACUUAUGGGACACUUUUGGUUUUCGGACAGUUACGAGAAGCAACGUCGGGAAUUGAAGUCACGGCGACGAAUAAUAGACCGCGGAUUUUGCGCAUUUACGACACAAAUACAGAGCAGAUCAGAUCCGGAACAGUGGAAAUAUUUGAAGCACUUAAAGAUACUGUUCUAUCGCGUACAACUCCUUCAUCUAGCGGUCGACGCAGACAAUUUUUUAUUUCGCACGACGAUCCAUAGUUCGGCGAUGCAGUAAUAUCUCCCUGAUUGACGCUCAGAUCGUCCACAAAAAUGGACAAUUUGGAAAGAGGAGAUACGAUUAUUCGAGCCCUGCAGCUACCGUUCUUACAGUUAUUCGACAAUACGAGACUAUAAAAACGAACCGCAAGGCUCGGAUAAUCGUAUCUCCUACUCCCAAAUUGCCCAUUCUUGUGUAGAACCGAUCACGUCGAUUCUCUAGACAUUACCGUAGAUCUAUCGGAAAGCGUGGCACGCGUUUCGAAUUAGGACAGUCGAUAUGAUAUAUUUACGACGACUGACAACGAAAGGAGAAACACCGCCAGCGAUACGGAAGCUCGUCGAAAAUGCCCCGAGGCUCCGCGCGUAAUUACAUUUGCCGUCGGCCGCGGGCUAUAAUUCUAUUUACGCCGGCUUCUUUAUCGCAAUGCUUAUCCGUCAUCAAACUGCACCUUGAGCAUUCGUGCCCGCGCACCAUUCGCUGCUGUUAAACCGCGCGCUUGUGUAUGCACCGCAACCGGCACGCAUACACACGCGCCCCGCGUGUAUUCCCCCCGUCGCAACCCCCCGUGUCGAAUCGCGUACACCGUCCGGAAACAUUAUUGCGAGAGCCCGCGUUUGCGCGAUGCCGCAACGGGACUCCGUUCGAACGGAAAGCUCCUCGCGGUCGAAAUCGGGGGAACUACGCUCAAGAGAACGUGAUCCUUGACACUUAUUCGAGCAACCAGUACCCUAGGCUAGCGAAGCUGGUUACCGCGGAGAGAUCAAUUGCUGCGACUCUGUUUUGUUUCAGUUCGUUCGAAAAUAAUAAAAUCGCUCUCGAAGAAGUCGCUUCUACGUUUCGGUUGCUCGAGGGAAGAACUCGUUCCCAUGGAUUAUGGUUCAUCAUGACGCGGAUCCUCGCGCUAUGCAUCAUCGAAGCUGUUCUCCCUGCGCUGGCCAUUCGAAGCGACGUGCUUGCGCCCGAGAGCAAAUCUUGGAUCUCUGACGAGGACUUUCAGAUUAUGGUCGAACUGUCGUUCCCCUUCUCUGGGUGCUGCAACGUUUUCUUUAAUGCGCGAGGAGUUUCGAAGCUUCGCCGACGCUUAUUGAUUCAAGAAUUUUCUUCAGCCCCGCUCGGAGACGCGGUCGCACUGUUCAGUCAAUUCAGGAGUGUCUAUCCGUACGAGUACCUCUUGAGGCGAAGCACCUACGAAUGCGACGGAUACUUCUUGCUGGGAUCGAGCGACGACGAAAUCCUGAGACUGAUCGAGAAAAUACCGUCGCUGACAUGGAAAACGGAGAUCCUUGUCGUAGUGAACAACCAGACUUCCGACGAUUCCGCCAUCCUCGAGGACUCCGUAUACGAAACGGCGAACGUGAACGUCGUCUCUGUUUCGGGGAUUUGGAAGCUGGCUGAGAACUAUUUGAAGCCGCGACUGUUCGCCAAAAUUGACAGGUACGAAGAAAUGGGGCACAACUACGAGCACUUCAAUUUUCACGGCAGACAGUUGCGGAUCGCCACCAUCCAUCGACCACCGAUGACGAUUUGGAAACAUCCUCUGAAGAGGAUCAUCGACAGCCGAGAAAAGGACGUUUACCUAACGGACCGCGGAUUCGAUGGCAUCGAAGUGCAGCUGUUUCUGAUCGUCGCGGAGAAAUUGAACUUCACUUGGACCGCGAGGAAGCUGGAAGGGAACCUCAUAUACGGAGAAGUGAUCAACGGCUCGUGGGAAGGUGGCAUAAUAGGGAUGCUCUACAAAAAUCAAGCGGACAUCGCUAUCGGUAGCAUCAUGGUCACCCAGACGCAGAAUCAAUACAUCCCGCUGUCCCAACCAUUGUGCAAUAUGCACGUGCGUCUCAUGGUGCCUCGUCCGCGUCGCGUGACCAGCUUCUGGGCGAUCCUGAAACCGUUCUCGAAAGAGGUCUGGUACCUGCUGAUCCUGGCGAUCGUCCUGCUCAGCUCGUACACGUGCGCUCGCGCCUGGAUCGUCCCGAAAUUCCCGAAACGUUUCCGGAACUACCUAAUUACCGUGACCGAGCUGAUCGGUUGUUUGCUGAGCAGUUCCGUGCCGAAAACUGUUGGGAACAACAAACUCCAGAUACUUCUCUGGCAGACCGCGGGAUGGUUAAUAAUUACCGCUUAUUGCAGCAGCCUAGCAGCCAGACUGGCAACUUCGGAAUACGAGAGCAGAAUCGAUACCAUCGAACAGUUCCUCGCGACGAAUCUGUCAUGGGCGAAUAUGGGUCAGACACCGCCGUUCGAGGACUACAUCGAUCCCUCGGAUCCAUAUUCGAUGCAAUUGCCGAGUAGGUACCGUCACGUUGACAGUUUCAAGGAAUGGACGAAGCUCACUGUACAAACGGAUUUAGUUGUUCCCGGGAAGAUGAUCGGAUCGUGUUUCUUUCCGGAAAACUACGUGCGGAAUAGCGCUUUGCAGAAUUACAGACUCAUGAAAACACCGAUUGGACGUUUCUACGCAGCCUUCGGCCUGCAGCAGUGGCUCCUGACACCUGUGAACAGGAUAAUAUUGUCGCUAAAGGAAACUAGUAUAGUCGACUGGCAUUUGAACGACGUCACUCGGAGAUACGAUAGUCAGAACCUCCGCGAGGUUCUCGUCGAACAUGACGGAUACGAAGGUGAUGUCCAGGUCCUCGGACUGAUGCCACUAGCGGCCGGGUUCUUGCUGUUGUUUCUCGGAUCUUCGGCAGCGGUGUUCGUAUUUUAUAUGGAGCUGAAACAGGCGGCGAAGUCGGCCUCGAUCCGCCAUAUUCUGCGAGCCGUCGGCGACAACCGUAAACGCGAGAAAACGAAUCUUGGAGAACUACGCAGACACUCGAAACUUGACGAUUUCGAAAGACUCCAUUCUCGAUUUCAAUCAAUCGCGCGUCGAUCCGCUCGGUAAAUUGCGGUGAAAAUAGAUCUUCUGUCGAAUCGAACUGCGAAUCUCCCUCGUUUAUGGUACUUUCUUUGUUUAUCCCCUGAAGCUUCGUCUAUCUUCUAACGUCGCGAAGUCGUCGGGGAUUGUGCGUUUAAUUACGCGUUUAUUAAUAUAUAUUAAUUAUGCGUUUCCGGAUCUUUGUGCGAAAUGAACGUCGUUCGCACUGAUCGCAAAAUGCAGGAGUUCAAUAAACAUUUUAACGAGUUGAACAUAAUACGAUAGCGUUCUUAAAUUCUUUAAAUGACUUGAUUGUUUGGAAUUUGAACUAAUGAUUUUUGUCAAGGUUAUAUCAAGAUUAUGAUCGCGCGUCGAUCCGCUCGGUAAAUUGCGGUGAAAAUAGAUCUUCUGUCGAAUCGAACUGCGAAUCUCGCGCGUUUAUGGUAUUUUUUUGUUUAUCUCCUGAAGCUUCGUCUAUCUUCUAACAUAAUAAAAAUUCGUAAAAAUUCGUAAUAAUAA